Messenger RNA from Pangasianodon hypophthalmus (striped catfish), 3860 nucleotides. It is a transcript of the gene orc1, whose product is annotated as origin recognition complex, subunit 1. Lineage: Eukaryota; Metazoa; Chordata; Actinopteri; Siluriformes; Pangasiidae. Gene Ontology annotation, cellular component: nuclear origin of replication recognition complex. Gene Ontology annotation, molecular function: chromatin binding; ATP binding; DNA replication origin binding. The record is from RefSeq and is a predicted model, not a curated record. The transcript is spliced from 19 exons. Bases 517 to 3276 code for a protein of 919 amino acids. Gene Ontology annotation, biological process: DNA replication initiation; mitotic DNA replication checkpoint signaling.
GCCAGUAAUUAAACGCUUCCGGGUGUGAAUAGUUGCGUUUCAAAUAGCUAAUUACUGAACAUAUAAGACACUAAGGGUAUAUAAGCCAUUUCCUACGUAGUGCACUAAUAAAGAGUUUUAUUUGAGAGUCCGCCAAUGACUAAAUGCUUCCGGGUGUGAAGUGUAGCGCACUAUUUAAGAUGUAAAAUGUAACACACUACGUAGUGCACUCAUACAGAAAACAGGGUUUUGGUUGAGAUUCCGCCAAUAACUAACAACUUCCGGGUGUGAUAUUAACCACUUCCGCUGGUCAAGUAGGCGUAGACAGUAACAAAACGUCAUUUACGCGCGAAAAAGUGGUCGUGACUUUAUGUAGCGGAGGUUUUGUUCAGAUUAUAGUUGUGUUAGUUGUAGAUUUAGGUUUUAAAACUUUUAUCUUGAGUUUACAGCGAGUUGUACUAUUCUUACACGGUCAAUGUGCACACGUGCAACCGGAUUAACACGCAUUAAUAUAAUUUAAAGGAGUUUUAAAGGGAAAUGAGUCGUUACUUCACAAGACUGCGCGUGCGAAGAACUUACACAUGGCCCGGAAAUCCGAUCAGUGAAGACAGAAAGCUGAAGAGACUCUAUCACGAGUCUUUGACCGUAUCUGUGGAAGGAAGGCCGGACGAUGUAGUGGUGUCAGUGGGUCAGUGCAUUCUGAUUGAAGGAGAUGACGAUGACAACCCGUACGUCGCACAGCUCCUCAAGCUUUUCUGUGAUGAUACGGGUAAGCAGAAGAGGGCGGUGGUGCAGUGGUUUGUGCGGAUGUGUGAAAUACCCCAGAACAAAAGGAAGUUACUGGGCCGGGACCCUCAUCCACAAGAAAUCUUUUACUACCAGGAUCGCUCCUGUGAAAAUGAAGUGGACGCUCAGACCAUCCUAGCAACAGUUCAGGUUAAACACAUUCCUGCUGAGGCUCCUUUCCCUGAUGACAAGAGCAAAGACACUCUGUUUGUUAAACUUACAUGGGACACUAAGAAAUUUCAAGUCAUGGAUUCUGAGUUGAUUAAGCCCCCUCAAAGCCCUAAAUCCCCACCGCCGGCCCAGCAUGCACGACGACUCCGUGCUCUCCCCACCCCGGACCCCAGCGUGAUGAAGCGGGCCAUGUCCGGCGUCAGCACGCGCGGCAGCAUGAGCACCGGCAAGAUGGCUUCCACCGAGGCCGAGUCGGCUCACUCCGCCUCCAAACUGUCCGCCGCUAAACUACUGAACGUGAAGAGGAGAGGCAGAGUCUCCUCCAACCCAAACAUCCGCAAGAAGCUCGACCUGUGCAGUCCGAGGAAGAAACCGACAAGAGACGAUGUUCUUGGAGAGAUAUUGGAUGAUGACAAGGAGACGGAGGAAGUGCUGGGCAGCAAACUAGGUGCUUCUCCACCUCGUCGCAUCUCCAUCUCCAUCCAUCUGACCCCACUCCCAAGCACAGUCUCUAACACACCUGAGGAGGAGAAUCUGUCCAUCCAGCCUCUGCAAAGCCCCGAUAAACCCAGUCACUCUGCCUGUGAUACCUCCUCCACCAGGGACUUGCUCGGGGUCGAGCCUCUGGAAGACAAUGUGUUUGAGUCAGAGCCACUCAUCGGUAAAGGCAGGACUCCUCGUAGGAGAGAGGCCACUCCCAGGAGAGCUGGUCUGAGGGGGCACAACGCAAGAACUCCAUCCAGGAGGAGAGAGUCAGCUACGGUCCGAGAGCCUGCUCUUGCCGUGCUGGCUGAAGAAGAGCACGAAGAUUCGCCUCCGCAAACUACUGCCACUCCACUCUCCAAGAGGAAAUCGGCCCAGCUUGUGUCCUCUCGCAUACGAAAGCAGCUGAACAUCUUGACUAGCCAUGAUGACCUGCAGUCUGAUGGGGAAGACGCUGAUGAUGACGGCUGUUUCGUGCCCUCUAAGAUUGAUCUGGAGAGCAGCAGUGAAGAGGAAGAGGAGACGAAAAUGGACAGUGAAGACGAGCUCGUGGUGAAGAGGAGUAGGCGAUCGGCAGGUCCGAGAACACCGUCAACUGAAAGGACCCGUGCUUCUGCAAGAACCCCUCGCAAAACUCCGAACAAGAAGUCUGCUCCUCCCACUCCCCGUACGCCUCGACAUGCCACUCCCAGCAUUCCUAGCAGAAGUCUGCCAGCCAGGAAGCCUGGGAAUGUAUUGGAGGAAGCAAGGGCAAGGUUGCAUGUAUCUUCAGUUCCCGAGUCUCUGCCAUGUCGAGAGCAGGAGUUCCAAGAUAUCUACAACUUUGUGGAGAGCAAGAUCAUGGAUGGCACUGGAGGGUGUAUGUAUAUCUCAGGCGUUCCUGGCACGGGGAAGACGGCCACGGUGCAUGAAGUGAUCAGGUCUCUGCAGCAGGCAGCAGAUCAGGACGAGAUCCCACCGUUCCGCUUCAUAGAGAUCAACGGCAUGAAGAUGACCGACCCGCACCAGGCCUAUGUCCAGAUUCUGCAGAAACUGACUGAUCAGAAAGUGACAGCGGACCAUGCUUCUGCCCUGCUGGAGAAACGCUUCAGUACACCAGCACCGAAGAAAGAGACCACAGUGCUGUUGGUGGACGAGCUGGACCUUUUAUGGACCAGGAAGCAGAAUGUCAUGUAUAAUUUAUUUGACUGGCCAACGAGACGGCAUGCGCGCCUGGUGGUCCUGACUAUCGCUAACACUAUGGACCUGCCUGAGAGGAUCAUGAUCAACCGUGUAGCCAGUCGCCUGGGGCUGACGCGCAUGUCCUUCCAACCGUACACUUUUAAGCAGCUGCAGCAAAUUAUCACAUCUCGCCUGAACCGAGUAAAAGCUUUUGAGGAAGAUGCUCUUCAGCUGGUCUCCAGAAAGGUUGCAGCGCUGUCAGGUGAUGCGCGUCGCUGUCUAGAUAUCUGCAGACGUGCUACUGAGAUCUGUGAGCACUCUGGUCAGAAGGGUGCCAUCGGAUUGGUUGGAAUGAGUCAUGUGAUGGAAGCCUUAGAUGAAAUGUUCUCUUCCUCCUACAUCACGGCUAUCAGAUGUGCCUCUCUGCAGGAGCAGCUCUUCUUGAGGGCCGUGAUUGCAGAGUUUCGCAGACUGGGUCUUGAAGAGGCCACCUUUCAGCAGGUGUUUGUACAGCACCAGGCUCUGUGUCGGGUAGAAGGCCUACAGCCCGUGAGCGUGUCUGAGAGCCUGGCAGUGUGUCAGAGGUUAGGAGCUUGUCGUCUGCUCCUGCUUGAGCCCAGCCGUCUGGAUCUUCUCCUCCGUGUUCGCCUCAAUCUCAGUCAGGAUGAUGUGCUGUAUGCCCUGAAGGCAGACUGAGAAUGUGUGUGUGUGUAAUGCUAUCUAACUCAAAGAAACUUUACAUUAAAACCUCAGUAAAGCUGAAAUGGAGGACAUACUUGAUUGGAUUUAUACCCCUGGACCAAAUGAUACUACCUGGUACUGCUUGACUAGAAGUAUCAGACUGGCUGAUGUCUUUAGAAGUUAACAGAAGUAGUGCAUCUUCUUUCAAUGCACAAGUGAUGCAAGAUCCCUCACAGGAAAUGUAUAUAUAUUAGACUCAGACUCUGGCAUUCUUUGGCUAGUGGCACUGAGCACUUAAUGCUUUGUAUGUAAAAUAACAGUAUUUUUUACAUCAAUCUGGGCUUCUCAGUUAGGUAAUUUUACUAAUUCUCUGGUGUUGAGCACAAAAUAGACUGAUUACAAGUAAAGAAAUAUUUCAUUUUUAACAUUGGAGAGCAAGCCUCCCCCUAUUGUGUUCACUGCUUAUAAUCCAGUAAGGUCUGUCUCAUUAUGUGUGUGGGAUGAAGUUUGUAGCGCUUUCAAGAGCCAAAUAAUAUUUUAUGAUCUUUAUGGUUUUAGUUUUAAUAUACAUGAACUCUAAAUAAAGCUGUCGAAAAUAA